Triplophysa dalaica is the source of this 3732-nucleotide messenger RNA. It is a transcript of the gene fbxo11b, whose product is annotated as F-box protein 11b. The record is from RefSeq and is a predicted model, not a curated record. The coding region runs from base 178 to 2817 and encodes 879 amino acids. Gene Ontology annotation, molecular function: protein binding; zinc ion binding. NCBI's taxonomy places the organism in Eukaryota, Metazoa, Chordata, Actinopteri, Cypriniformes, Nemacheilidae. Gene Ontology annotation, biological process: ubiquitin-dependent protein catabolic process; regulation of apoptotic process; protein ubiquitination. The transcript is spliced from 22 exons.
UGUCCGAAAAACACACCAACAACACCCCGAAUAAGAAAAACUGCCCGGGUUGGUGUCCUCUUUGUCGUAGACGGUCGGUUUUAUUCGUUUCGGACCUGAGAUUCGCGUAAAUGGUAAGAACAAAGGAAUAAGGUCCGAGGGAAGUGUAUUUUUUUCUGGCUAAACUCACCUCGCCAAAUGAACUCCGUCAGAGCGAGCAGCAGGAGACCCAGGCGAGUGUCGAGGCCGCGCCCGGUGCAGCCGGAAAGAAACAACGCAGAAAGAGAUGAGGACAUCCCUGCAGAUAUGGUUGCAGAAGAAUCCGGUCCAGGAGCUCAAAACAGUCCAUACCAACUCCGCAGAAAAUCCCUGUUGCCUAAAAGAACCGUGUGCCCAACAAAAAGCAGUAUGGAGGGAGCCUCCACUUCAGCCACAGAAAAUUUUGGCCACAGAGCUAAACGUGCAAGAGUGUCAGGAAAAUCCCAAGACCUGCCAGCCGCCCCCGCGGAGCAGUAUCUACAAGAGAAGCUUCCGGAUGAAGUUGUCCUAAAGAUCUUCUCCUACCUGCUGGAGCAGGAUCUGUGCCAGGCCGCCUGCGUAUGCAAGCGAUUCAGUGAGCUUGCAAAUGACCCCAUUCUCUGGAAGAGGUUGUACAUGGAGGUGUUUGAGUACACACGACCCAUGAUGCAUCCAGAGCCGGGGAAGUUCUACCAGAUCAACCCAGAAGAGUAUGAGCAGCCCAAUCCAUGGAAGGAGAGUUUUCAGCAGUUGUAUAAAGGAGCACAUGUUAAACCUGGUUUUGCUGAACACUUUUAUAGCAAUCCCGCCAGAUAUAAAGGCAGAGAGAAUAUGUUGUAUUACGACACCAUUGAAGAUGCACUGGGAGGGGUGCAGGAAGCUCAUUUCGACGGCCUGAUAUUUGUCCAUUCUGGCAUUUACACAGAUGAAUGGAUCUACAUUGAGUCCCCCAUCACAAUGAUUGGCGCAGCCUCAGGGAAGGUAGCUGACAAGGUUGUCAUUGAAAACACUAGAGAUUCAACGUUUGUCUUUAUGGAGGGAUCUGAAGACGCUUAUGUGGGCUACAUGACCAUCAGGUUCAACCCUGAUGAUAAAUCAGCCCAGCAUCAUAAUGCUCAUCACUGUUUGGAGAUCACCGUUAACUGCAGCCCAAACAUCGACCACUGUGUUAUCCGCAGCACCUGCACAGUGGGAUCAGCGGUAUGUGUAAGCGGUCAGGGUGCUGGUCCAACCAUAAAACAUUGCAACAUCAGCGAUUGUGAGAACGUUGGGCUGUACAUCACUGAUCACGCACAGGGUAUUUAUGAAGACAAUGAAAUCUCAAACAAUGCGCUUGCGGGUAUCUGGGUAAAAAACCACGGCAAUCCUAUAAUCAGACGUAAUCAUAUCCACCACGGCAGAGACGUGGGAGUGUUUACCUUCGACCAUGGCAUGGGCUACUUUGAGAGCUGUAAUAUCCACAGGAAUAGGAUCGCAGGGUUUGAGGUGAAAGCAUAUGCUAACCCCACUGUGGUACGCUGUGAGAUCCACCAUGGCCAAACAGGGGGCAUCUACGUACAUGAGAAGGGCCGAGGGCAGUUCUUAGAAAAUAAAAUCUAUGCCAAUAAUUUCGCUGGGGUAUGGAUCACCUCCAACAGUGAUCCGACUAUAAGGGGAAAUGCCAUCUUCAAUGGAAACCAAGGUGGCGUUUACAUAUUUGGUGAUGGUAGAGGCCUUAUUGAGGGAAAUGAUAUUUAUGGAAAUGCCCUGGCUGGAAUUCAGAUUAGAACGAACAGCUGUCCUAUCGUGAGACACAACAAGAUCCAUGAUGGCCAGCAUGGAGGGAUCUAUGUGCAUGAAAAGGGCCAGGGUGUAAUAGAGGAGAAUGAGGUGUACAGCAACACUCUGGCAGGCGUGUGGGUCACAACAGGAAGCACACCAGUGCUCAGGAGGAACAGGAUACACAGCGGCAAACAGGUUGGAGUGUAUUUCUAUGACAAUGGACACGGAGUACUGGAGGAUAAUGAUAUCUACAAUCACAUGUACUCUGGAGUCCAGAUCAGAACUGGAAGCAAUCCAAAAAUCCGAAGAAAUAAAAUUUGGGGCGGGCAAAAUGGAGGCAUCCUUGUUUACAACUCUGGGCUUGGCUUCAUCGAGGACAAUGAGAUCUUUGAUAAUGCCAUGGCAGGGGUGUGGAUUAAGACGGACAGCAACCCGACGCUGCGCAGAAAUAAGAUUCACGAUGGUCGGGAUGGGGGCAUUUGCAUAUUCAACGGUGGGAGGGGGUUGUUGGAAGAGAACGACAUCUUCAGAAACGCACAGGCUGGUGUUCUCAUCAGCACAAACAGUCACCCGGUGCUGCGAAAGAACCGGAUAUUUGAUGGUUUUGCUGCAGGCAUUGAAAUUACAAAUCAUGCCACUGCAACCCUGGAAGGCAAUCAAAUAUUCAAUAAUAGAUUUGGAGGGUUAUUUCUAGCCUCUGGUGUCAACGUUACAAUGAAAGAUAAUAAAAUCAUGAACAAUCAAGAUGCCAUAGAAAAGGCUGUUAGCAGAGGUCAGUGCCUGUACAAGAUUUCCAGUUACACCAGCUACCCCAUGCACGAUUUCUACAGGUGUCAUACCUGUAACACAACAGACCGGAAUGCAAUUUGUGUGAAUUGUAUUAAGAAGUGCCACCAAGGGCAUGAUGUGGAGUUUAUACGGCAUGAUAGGUUUUUUUGUGACUGCGGCGCAGGUACAUUGUCCAAUCCUUGCACAUUGGCCGGAGAGCCAACCCAUGACACGGACACUCUUUAUGACUCUGCACCUCCCAUAGAAUCCAACACGUUACAGCACAACUGAGAUUAAGCUCAUCCGUCAUCACAGCACCCUGGUUUUCAUUUUACCUGCCUACAGAUCCAGAGCGCCUGCCAUUUCUGGGACAGAGAUACCUUUUGUGCACAGUGUGUGUGGAUAACAAAACGUCAGACUUUGAAUUAAUACAUUUAAGAGAACUACAAAAGUGAAACACAGAACUCUGUGUAAAGCUGCCUCAGUACUGGACGCAGACUCCUGUAUAUUGCUAUCCAGAAAGAUAUCUUGGAUGCAAGGAGUUCUACUUGGAAUACUCUGAACGUACAGAGAAAUAAUGGUUGGGAGAACAACAGAAAAUUUGGAAGAGGAAAAUAUUGUUAAGCAAUAUGUUGACUCAGGAUUAAGGAGAUUAUUGAGGUGGUACCACAGUGGUAUUGAGUUUGGGAAGGGAAUAAACUUUCUUCGUUCCUUCCGACCGCAUAGUCUUACAGUGUGUCCUGUGCGACUUCAUCUUGGAGAUUGAAGACGAGUUAUGCUGCCGAAUAUGUACAGACCUAACCACGGCCGGAGCCACUAGAAGCUAUAGAUAACCGUUUCUCGGAUUAGAGGCAGAGCCAUACCACUAUGGCUUCCCCCACGACUGUUUUUUGACAGCCGAUGUGCUGAAAUAUAUGUAUGAUAUAAAAAAUUAACAAAAAACAAUGUGAUUAGCACUUGCUUUUUUAAUAUGUUAAUAUGUUAUUCUGAUCUACAAAUAUGAUUUUAAUGCUUUCUCAUGUAGUUUUGUAUUUUCAGGCAAAAAAAAAUUACUGUAUUUGAAUGUCUUUUAUUUUAUUAUAUAUUAUUAUUAUUGUUGUUAUUAAUAUUUUUGUUAGCACACAUUAGGCUUGCUGUAAUUAUACUCGUGUCUCAGCAUAUAAGUUCUUUCUGUGAAAGAGGAAUAACAAAGAUCAGUAAACACUA